CGUGGAGUCAGCUGGACCCUGGAGGAGGUGGAACCGCUGCCUUAUCAACACUUUUAGUGGGAGGGAAGACCCGAGAGCAGGCGGUCCGACAGAGAAAAGUCUCCACUAGCUCCGGAAAGUCAGCCAGUGCAGGUUCACUUCAGCGGAAGCUCAGCUCCGGGCCGUGCAGCAGGUGCCAGCGGCGGCAUACACACUCAGCUCAGCUCGGACAAGAAGAACCAAGUUCUGAGAUUAAAAAAACAAAAAAACAAACUAACACAACCAUGUCGAAUCUCAGACCUAGGCGAUGUGUGCUGGAAAAGUGCCCCGAUGGGUACGGCUUCCACCUUCACGGAGAGAAGGGGAAGACGGGCCAGUUCAUCCGCCUGGUGGAGCCCAACACCCCCGCCGAGGCCGCCGGACUCCGGGCGGGGGACCGGCUGGCCUUCGUCAACGGGGAGAGCGUGGAGGGGGAGAGCCAUGCCCAGGUGGUGGCCCGGAUCAGAGCGAGCCCGGUGCAUCUGGAGCUCAUCGUGGUGGACCAGGAGACGCUAGAGCUGCUCAAGAGGCACAACCUGCAGUGCCAGAAGGAGUACGUGACCGAGGGGAUCCCCAUACCGGGCAGCAGCAGCGGCGGCGGGGACAGCGACGCGGAGGGGCCCGAGACGCGCAGCAGCGCCAACGGGAGCCGCAGGGGGUCCAGCCCGGAGCCGCUGCAGGAGAACGGGGGGAGUGUGUCACAGAGGUCCAGUGUGUCCAAGGAGGAGAAGAGUGGGCCGAGGCCUCGCUUGUGCCACCUGAAAAAGGGACCAGGUGGAUACGGCUUCAACCUCCACAGUGACAAGUCCAGACCAGGCCAGUUCAUCCGCGCUGUGGACGACGACUCUGCUGCUCAGAGGGCCGGGCUCAAACCCAAUGACAAGAUCAUACAGGUGAACGGCUUGUCUAUGGUGGGGAAGCAGCACUCUGACGUGGUGGCGGCCAUCAAGGCGUCUGGAGACGAUGUUCGCCUGCUGGUCGUGGACUUAGAGGCGGAUCGCUACUUCAGCCAAUGCAAUGUUCUGCCUUCCGAGGAGCACCUCACCGGACCUCUCCCAGAGCCCAGAGCGGAGCAGCCAUCAGACGAGGAGCAGCGGGGAGUAGCAGAGGAGCGUAAAGCUAAGACUUCCGUGAGCUCGGAGUCCAGUGCCUCCUCACACUCAUCCCAGCCCAGCCCCGGCGCCAUGACAACGCAGGAGGAGCCAGCGAGUGACAGCCUGGGCUUGGGUCUGUCUGUAGCACAGGCCCGGGAGAGAGCGCACCAGAAACGAAUGGCCAAGAAUGCCCCACGCAUGGACUGGAACAAGAGGAAAGAGGUCUUCAGCAACUUAUAAUCGCCGCACCCCAGUGACUACCCGAACCUCCGUGAGCAUCCGGACCUCCAGGAUUCCCCAUCAUCCCUUGGAACCUGCGUGAACACCCAGACCUCCAGACUCCUCAGUCAACACCCCAAACCUUUGAGUGUUCUCACCCGAACCUCCGUAAGCACCUGGACCUCCAGAGUCCCCCAUCAUCACCCAAACCUCCGUGAGCACCUGGACCUCCAGAGUCCCCCAUCAUCACCCAAACCUCCGUGAGCACCUGGACCUCCAGUGUCCCCCAUCAUCACCCAAACCUCCAGAGUCCCCCAUCAUCACCCAAACCUCCAUGAGCACCUGGACCUCCAGAGUCCCCCAUCAUCACCCAAACCUCCAGAGUCCCCCAUCAUCACCCAAACCUCCAUGAGCACCUGGACCUCCAGAGUCCCCUGUUACCAACCAUACUUCCGUGAGUCGUCGGACCUCCAGAAUCCCCUGUUACCACACGAACCUCUAUGAGUGCCCAGACCUCCAGGCUCCCCCAUUAUGGCCCAAACCUCCGUGAGCACCCGGACUUUCAGGCUCAGGACCGCCAGGCUCCCCCCGUCCUCACCCAAGCCUCCUGCAUCCCCCAUUACCAUCUGUACCUACACCACACGACUUUCAAGGUCGCCAGUCAUCACCUGAACCUCCAUGAACGCCCAGACCUCCAGGCUCCAACAGUUUUUCAGUGAAACAGUGUUAAAUAUAUGAUUUAUCAGCUUAAUUUUAGGUUUUACAACUUUGUAAUUUUUAUUGUCAAAUAUUUUACACACAAUGAAUAUUUAUGAAUUCUGAAAAAGUAAUGUACAGUUUAUUAUGAGAAGGACCGAGCAGUGAUUUCCGUGAUCGUGUCUGACAAUGUGACGUGACCAAUCAGAAUGCGUGUUUGUAAUGAAUGCACUUUGUACUGCCAUUGUCACAUUAUAUCCGUUUUUGAAUACAAUGACAUAGAACUGUUAGAUUUGUACAUACCUGAAUUUAUGAUUAAAAGAUCAUUUAAUACUU
Molecule: messenger RNA, 2363 nt
Organism: Periophthalmus magnuspinnatus
Lineage: Eukaryota; Metazoa; Chordata; Actinopteri; Gobiiformes; Gobiidae
Product: Na(+)/H(+) exchange regulatory cofactor NHE-RF1-like
Exons: 6
Coding region: 264-1352 (362 amino acids)
Biological process (GO): protein localization to plasma membrane
Cellular component (GO): apical plasma membrane
Molecular function (GO): signaling receptor binding; protein-membrane adaptor activity
Source: RefSeq, a predicted model, not a curated record